Molecule: messenger RNA, 747 nt
Organism: Coffea eugenioides
Lineage: Eukaryota; Viridiplantae; Streptophyta; Magnoliopsida; Gentianales; Rubiaceae
Product: protein DMR6-LIKE OXYGENASE 2-like
Exons: 3
Coding region: 1-747 (248 amino acids)
Source: RefSeq, a predicted model, not a curated record
AUGCCGGAGGAGGCGAAGCUUAAGUUUGAAACCACAAAUCGCCUGUAUCCUGUCACGGUCAGGUCUGGCAGCACAAUCCACGAUAAAUCCAACCAAACAGUCCUCUUCUGGAGAGAUUAUCUAAGGUUCUUUGUGCAUCCAGAGUUUUACUGUCCUGAUAAACCCCAAGAGUUGAGGGAUCUUAUAUCGGAGUAUUCACAAAGAACCAGAGAUUUGGCUAGCAAAUUACUCCAAGGAGUAUCAAAAAGCUUGGGCAUGGAAAAAGACAACAUCCAGAAAGCCAUGGACUUGGAUCAUGGCACCCAAAUCUUCGCUGCAAAUUACUAUCCACCCUGUCCUCAACCUGAAUUGGCAAUAGGCAUACCACCUCACACAGAUCAUGGCCUUUUGACCUUUCUUCUGCAAAAUGGAGUUGGAGGCCUUGAGAUACAACACAAAGGCCAGUGGUUCCACGUUAAUGCCCUUCCCAACUCCAUUUUCGUCAACGCUGCCGAUCAGCUCGAGAUAUUGAGCAACGGGAAGCACAAGAGUGUGUGGCACAGAGCGGUUGUGAACAACGAAAAGACUAGAAUUACCUUAGUGGUGCCGAAUGGUCCGUCACCUGAUACAAUUGUCACCCCAACCGCGCCGCUGCUGCGUGAAGCUCCGGCAGCAUAUGGUCCGAUGAAGUACAUGGAAUACGUGAAUGUACAACGUGUGACCAGACUUCACGAGAAGCCCCUCUUGGAUCGACUCAAGCUGCAUUAA